Messenger RNA from Corylus avellana, 1923 nucleotides. Its product is annotated as DUF1005 family protein (DUF1005). The record is from RefSeq and is a predicted model, not a curated record. Lineage: Eukaryota; Viridiplantae; Streptophyta; Magnoliopsida; Fagales; Betulaceae.
GGAAAAAACAAGAGAGAAAAUCCCCCCCACCCUACUAAACUAACGCGCCCGGAGAGAGACAGAGAGAGAGAGGUGAAUCCGACAUCCAUUCUCUAGUCCCUGAAGAUAGAUGUUCCCAAACAUAUCCAUUUGAGUCACAUUUCAGAGUAUCACUCUUUCUCUUUGUACCCAAAACAGAGAAAGAAGAAGAAGACAAGUAAUACUGGUACAAUAUGGAUCCAUGCCCAUUCGUUCGGCUGAUCGUGGAAUCACUGGCUCUCAAGCUCCCGCAGGCGACCAAGCCGGCCGGUCCGGGGGUCCACCCAUCCACCACCCCGUGCUUCUGCAAGGUACGGAUCAAGAACUUCCCUUCCCAGACCGCCCUCCUCCCUCUCUGCCACACGCCCGGAGACUCUCCUCCUAACUCCUCCACCUCCGCCUCCGGUUUUGACCUCGACUCCGCCGCCCUCCGCCGACUCUCCGGAAAGCCCGUCGCGCUCCGCGUGUCCGUCUACACGGGCCGCAUGGGUCGCACUUGCGGCGUCAGCGGCGGGAAGCUUCUGGGACGGGUCCAUGUCGGCAUCAACCUGGAGGGCGCCGAGGCCCGGCCCCACGUGUUCCAGACCGGCUGGAUGAAGCUGGGGAACAAGCCGGACAAGCCUUCGGCCCGAUUUCACAUUGUGGUCCGGUCUGAACCGGAUCCGCGGUUUGUGUUCCAGUUCGGUGGCGAACCGGAGUGCAGCCCGGUCGUUUUCCAGAUUCAAGGGAAUAUCAGGCAGCCGGUUUUCAGCUGUACGUUCAGUGCGGACCGGAACAACAGGUCCAGAUCUCUGCCAUCAGAUUUCACCAGCAGUCAGAGGGGAUGGAGGAGAACCUUUUCUGGAGAUAGGGAGAGGCCAGGAAGGGAGCGAAAAGGGUGGAUGAUAAUGAUAUAUGAUCUCUCCGGCUCGCCUGUGGCCGCUGCUUCCGUGAUCACUCCAUUUGUCCCUUCACCAGGCACAGACCGUGUCUCUCGAUCGAACCCCGGUGCUUGGCUCAUUCUCCGCCCUCAUGGGAUCUCCAUCAGCAGCUGGAAGCCAUGGGGUCGUCUUGAGGCGUGGCGAGAGAGAGGCCCUAUUGAUGGCUUAGGUUACAAGUUUGAGCUUGUAACUGACAAUGGCCCUAACGGUAGCAUUCCCAUUGCUGAAGGUACCAUGAGCAUGAAAAAGGGUGGCCAAUUUUGCAUUGAUAGUGGAAUAAUGAAAGAUUCUGCAUUGAGUUCAAGGUCACCUGUGAAAGGGUUUGUGAUGAGUUCAACUGUGGAAGGUGAAGGAAAAGUUAGCAAGCCUGUUGUACAAGUAGGGCUUCAGCAUGUAACCUGUAUGCCUGAUGCUGCCUUAUUCAUAGCGCUUUCAGCUGCCAUUGAUCUUAGCAUCGACGCUUGCAGACUUUUCUCACAAAAACUCAGGAAGGAACUUUGCCAUGAUGAACAAGAUUCCUUUUUCUGAACCUUCUGUUAAAACCCAUUGUCUUUCUGCAAAAUCACGUCAAAUGCUGUGAUAACCAUCUACUUCUUGCUCAUUCUGAGCAAACCCCACUGCCCUAGCCAGUUGGUUUGAGCUAUAUAUAUAUAUAUUUGCAGCUUCAUUUUUACCCUCUAUUCUUUCACCCUCAUUUUUUUUCCUCCCACAAUUUAUAUACUCUUUUGUUUUUAUUCCCAUAUUCGGGUGCGUGGCCUCCUCUUAUCUCCUCUCUGAUUUGUGAGACUCUUCUUCGAUUAAUCAUCCUUGAUUUUGGGUUUAUGAGUCACAACGCCUGCUGGUUUUUGCUGCCAUUAAUUUGGGUUUUGUUGAGAGAUUAUAAUUAGGGAAAAUUUAUCUUAUGACUGCAAUAUUGUUCCAUGUAUUAGCCUUAAACUUACGGAUUGAUACUGUACAGAAAGAAAAGUGCAAAUGUUUGUUCAUA